AUGGCACACGAGGGUUCUGGGAACGCGUCGGUCGCGGCAGUGAGCGUGAAAGUGCCUCCUUUCUGGGUAGAAGAACCCGAGAUGUGGUUCGCUCAGUUAGAGGGACAAUUCCUCGUGGCCGGAAUAACUGUGGACGCGACAAAGUUCGCAUACGUGGUCGGCAAUCUGGAGGGUCGGUACGCCAGAGAAGUAGCAGACAUUAUAAAAAACCCGCCGAUAGUGGACAAAUACGACACCUUGAAAAGGCAACUUGUGGCAAGAUUGUCCCAAUCAGAGGACAGGAAGCUGUCAGAGGACAAGAAGCUACGUCAGCUACUGGAAAGAGAAGAACUGGGGGAUCGCACUCCCAGCCAAUUUCUAAGGCAUCUCAAGAGUCUGGUAGGAGAAGCGUCUGUGCAGACGAUAUUGCCAACGCAGGAAAAAGCACCAUUAGAAGACGCCACGAUUUUAGCGGAUAAAGUAUACGAAUUGGCGCCACAAGGUCCUCAAAGUAACAUGGCGGCGGUGGCGGUAGAGAAGCCAUCCGGAAUUUCCGCCAUUGAACGGAAGGUGGAAGAACUAACCAAGAUGGUGGAACAGUUGACGACCAGGUCGCGUGGUCCAUGGCGAAAAAGAUGGCGCGGUAGUUCCCGCGACAGGAGCGCAAGCGGGAACCGCGUUCGAUACCAAAGCGACAAGAAAAGGUAUGAUGAUUGUUGGUAUCAUUACAAAUGGGGCAAGAACGCGCAUAAAUGCGUACCGCCGUGUAAAUAUGCACCCCCGAGGCAGGAAAACUAG
Messenger RNA from Megachile rotundata (alfalfa leafcutting bee), 777 nucleotides. RefSeq lists its product as uncharacterized. The record is from RefSeq and is a predicted model, not a curated record. Lineage: Eukaryota; Metazoa; Arthropoda; Insecta; Hymenoptera; Megachilidae.